This is a messenger RNA of Catharus ustulatus (Swainson's thrush), 2318 nucleotides long. It is a transcript of the gene RAB5A, whose product is annotated as RAB5A, member RAS oncogene family. Gene Ontology annotation, molecular function: GTP binding; GTPase activity. NCBI's taxonomy places the organism in Eukaryota, Metazoa, Chordata, Aves, Passeriformes, Turdidae. The transcript has 6 exons. The coding region runs from base 292 to 939 and encodes 215 amino acids. The record is from RefSeq and is a predicted model, not a curated record.
GGCGGCGGCGGAAGUCGGCGGCGGGGCUGGGUGAGGCACGGCUGCGCCCCCGCCCCUCGCCCCCACCGAGGAGCCGCCUCCCCUCCUACCCCUCCUCCGCCCACCCUGCCCCGGCGCGCCCGCCAGCCCCGACCGACGCACGCACGGACGGACGGACAUCGCUGCGCCGCCGCCCCGGUUCCCCCCACCCCCCACAGCCAGGUUGUUACUGGCAGAAGAACCAGGAUUCAGAUCUCAGUGGAACUUGCUUUCAAAAGCUGUUGAAACAAAGGACUGCUUUCUAAUUUGGACAUGGCUAAUCGAGGAGCAACAAGGCCCAACGGGCCAAAUGCUGGAAAUAAAAUUUGCCAAUUCAAACUAGUACUUUUAGGAGAGUCUGCAGUUGGCAAAUCAAGUUUGGUGCUUCGUUUUGUAAAAGGACAGUUUCAUGAAUUUCAAGAAAGUACGAUUGGAGCUGCUUUUCUAACCCAGACUGUAUGUCUGGAUGAUACAACGGUAAAAUUUGAAAUUUGGGAUACAGCUGGGCAAGAGCGGUACCACAGUUUAGCACCCAUGUACUACAGAGGAGCACAAGCAGCUAUCGUGGUAUAUGACAUUACAAACGAGGAGUCCUUUGCCAGAGCGAAAAAUUGGGUCAAAGAACUUCAGCGACAAGCAAGUCCUAACAUUGUAAUAGCUUUAGCAGGAAACAAAGCUGAUCUAGCUAACAAAAGAGCUGUGGAUUUCCAGGAAGCACAGGCUUAUGCAGAUGACAACAGCCUAUUGUUCAUGGAGACAUCUGCCAAAACAUCUAUGAACGUAAAUGAAAUAUUCAUGGCAAUUGCAAAAAAAUUGCCCAAGAAUGAACCACAGAAUGCAGGAGCCAGCUCUGCCAGAGGAAGAGGAGUAGACCUUACUGAACCCACACAACCACCCAAGAGUCAAUGUUGUAGUAACUAAAAGAUCAAUUGCUUUAAACUGUUCUGAAUAUUCUUCUGCUUCCUAACUGUUAAUAACCAUGGAAUUGGAGUGCUUAACCUGGUCCAGUACAGCUUCCAAACAGCGAAGAGACUUAUGAUAAUACUCAAGUUCAUGAUACAGAGUUUUCUUUUGACCUAAAAUUUUAACGUGCAUGUAUCCACCACUGGCUGUAAUGUUUCAGCAGUAGAGGAGAGAUGGAAGCGGAAUAAACUUCCUUCAGUUGAAAGGUUUUAAAAAUCAGUUGUUAUUAUUAGGGGUGUAGAAGAACUACUUUCUGUGGACCUAAUUGGCCAGUUCCUGUAGCCUCAAUACUGAUCACUGUUAUAAUAAAUAGAAUUGGGUCUUUUCAUAAUUCUCAAAUGUGCUUUAAAACUUCCUUAGAAACACGGUCUAAAAAUUGCUUAAACUUAUUUGCAGUAUUGAUGCAACCAGUUGUUUCUGCAGGUAUCCACUGUUUAGUUAUACAUUCCAUAGGUUAAUAAUUUUAUUACAAAUAAUACUUGCAUUAACAAUUUUAAGAAUCCUAUGCUUGCCAGAAAGUGGAGUUUUAGUUGGUACACUGUAUGUAAAUUAUAUCAACCCAGUUAGUUAUCUUAAUGAAUUAGUGAUGAAUCAAGUCUAACUUAAUUUCUAAUCUGUCCAGAGGGUACAGACCAGUAAAUUCAACUCUACAACUUAGGAUAUGGGGUUUUUUGUCCUCUACAAACUGUAAGAGCUCUUCAAGUAAAACCACAACAAACUCGGUGUCUGUGACUUCUUUCUUGUUUCUGAUCAUUGCUGGCCAUUGCAGUUUGUUUUUCCCCUAAGGAAAAAAAAAUAGUGCACUAAUGAUUAUGUACAUCCAACUUAAUUUUAAAUUUGGAUAUUAAUGUACUGUAAAUAGGUACUCUGCAUUGUAGUCUACAUUUGUUUAAUACUUUCUGUAAUAUUUAAGAGUUGCUUAAAAGUAUACAGAAUGUACAGUUACUUAAAGCUAACUUUUUUCCUCUCUAAUCAAAGGGGGUUCUGAGUUCUUCCUUUAUGGCUAGAACAGUAAUAAAUGAUGCUCCUGUAUCUGUAACAUAAGUACUGCUGUCUGUCAGUAAUGAACUUCGCAACUUUGUUUUCCAAAGUACAUUUUAUUUUGAUCAGUCCAGUAUAUUGCACUAAUUCUUUUAGUUAUUUUCAUUAUAUGAAAUCUACAAAGUGUGUCAGAAGAGAUGAAUUAGUCUAUUUAAAUGUUGAACUGAUAGAAACUUACUUGUGCAGAUUUUAAAUUUGCAGUAAUCUGGGUUUAGCAAGAAAAACGACAGUUCACCAGUGUUUAGUUUUAUAUUGAGGUGCUCAGGUUUGAAUAAAGUGGUUUAAAAAAAUUUGGA